AUGCCCAUUGUUGAAUCUCAACUAUCGGAGAGUAGAAUUGGUUGUGUAUCCAACGAUGGACGAUUGAUACCUGUUGGCGACCAAGAAUAUAUAUCACCGACGAAUGCUUGUGAUGUAUGUCGAUGCGAAAGUGACCAAGAAUUCGUUUGUGAAAGCCGCUGCGAGGUUAUUGCAUUAGUGAGUAAUUGCACAGAUGUCGAAAGAGUGCAAGGUGAUGAUCGUUCUUGCCCAUGCUUUGUCUGUGCAGAUCAACAAGAUUAUUGGAAACAAAGAUGGGCUAAUCUAUUGCCACUUAGUUUCGAUACGACCACUUCAUCCACAAUGACUACAGAAACAACAUAUUCUACUACUCAAGAGGCUAUGACAACAGAACCAACCACGAUUACAAUAGACUUACCUGAAACAACUACUGUCAUAGAUACUACCGUAUCAUUGGAAAUAACAAACGCAUCAAUUCCCGAACUAUCCACCACGUCAGCAGUGGAAACUACCACGACACCACCUUUAGAGUUAACUACAACAGUAAUUCCAGAAAUAUCUACUGAGGCUACGAGAAAAAUGCCUGCUAUGACAACUACAGAAGAAAUCACUACCACGAUAACUACAGAAUUGCCGACUACUACUACUGCUGCUGAGGAACUUUUGAUAACUACCACCGAAGAGCCCACGAUUACUACCACGGAAACGUCUACAGUUGCAAUGACAACUACUACUGAAGAACCAACCACGACAACUACCGAAUUAAUGACAACCGUUAUCACAGAAGAAUCAACAACGUUAACGACGGAGGAACUAACUACUCCCACAACAACUUCUCCACGUACCAGACGUACUAGAAGGACUACAACAACGACAUCAACUGUCUCUACACUGACUACUCCAACCACCACUCCGACUUCAAAGACUAAAGUGACAACAGCAACAACUAUUACUAUUGCCACUGCUACUACAAUUAGUACUACUGCGACAAUAGAACCUAUUGUCACUUUGACGUCUACGAUAACUAGUACCAAGACGUCAACGGUUAUCUCUACUACUAAAAAAUUUAAAUCAAAACGUCCAUCGUUGUCAACUAGAAAGUAUAUUCCUACUCAAAGUUCUAGAAGAAAAACUUCAAGGAAAAUAACAGCAGUGACGACACCAACUUCACAGGCCCCAUCCUCCAGCGCGGAAAGUUCUACAACUACAAAAUCCACGAUUUCAACGACACCACGGGUGUAUUGGCUACCUGGCCCUAUAGGACCGCCCGGUGCUGACGGUAUGCCUGGCGCUUCGGGUGCACCAGGACCUGCGGGAUUAGUCUCAGAGUCAAAUGACGCAGAAACUACCGAUGGCAUCGAAAGAUAUCGAAAAGAAGAUAUUCGAACAAUGAUUCAACGUCACCUACUUACGCAUGUAUACAAUCCAUCACAGUUUUUUAGAGGUCGAAAUCCUAUGAUAUCCUCAUCACCUUAUAUUUCCUAUGCUCAACUACCAGCUGGUAUGCCAGGACCACCUGGUCCAGACGGUUUACCCGGUGUGGCGGGUUUACACGGUCUUGCAGGUGAAAAUGGCGUGCCUGGAGAUCGAGGUGUGCCGGGAGGUAUUGGUGUUCCAGGUUUACCAGGGCCAAGAGGACGACACGGAAGAAAAGGAUCUAUUGGACAACUCGGAAAAAAAGGUGAAAAGGGUAUUAAAGGAAUGCAGGGUGAGACUGGAUCCACUGGUAUGCCAGGCAGCGUCGGUAACAAAGGUGAAACUGGACUAAUUGGAGAAAAAGGACAAAUUGGUCAGAUAGGUCAACAGGGACGAAAAGGUGAUCUCGGAGAAGAAGGAGAAUAUGGCCCAACUGGAAUCGUUGGCCAUCCCGGAAGAAUUGGUUCCAUGGGUAGCAAAGGUGGUCGAGGAGUCAAAGGUCAACAAGGGCCACCCGGUUCAGUCGGUGAAGUGGCUGCUAGAGGUCGAAAAGGUGGAAAAGGAGGACGCGGCAUGAAGGGUGAACAAGGAGAACAAGGACCAGUGGGCCGAAGAGGUAAACCAGGUGUACAAGGCCCAGUAGGUCUUCCAGGUGACAUUGGCCUUCCAGGUAGCAUUGGUUCCAUUGGUCGAAAAGGUGAACAUGGCAAUAAAGGAUUAAAUGGUUCUCAAGGAUGGCAAGGAGCACGAGGAGAUAUUGGUAUGAAAGGAGAACAAGGUCCGAAAGGAAACCAAGGUCCUAUAGGAUUCAAAGGUGCGAGAGGUGACAAAGGUGAUGAGGGUGACAUUGGUCCACCCGGCAAUAAAGGCAAGAAGGGUGUUAAAGGCGAUAAAGGUAGUGAAGGACCUAUAGGGGGAAAAGGUGUCACAGGUGUUCAAGGUGCUGAAGGAAUAAUGGGUUCACGAGGAAAUAAGGGUGAUCGAGGGGACAAAGGUCUUCGUGGUCCAGAAGGAUUACGUGGCCCUACUGGUCCACGUGGUUAUGAUGGAAAACAAGGUCCGUUAGGCGAACAAGGUGAAAUAGGUGAUAAAGGCAACGAAGGAAUGAUUGGUGAAAAAGGUAACAGAGGUUUUUAUGGACCAGACGGUUUUGAGGGUAAACAAGGUAUCGAAGGAGCGGUUGGAAAUCGAGGGCGUGAAGGUAUCAAAGGUAUUAAAGGCGAAUUAGGAAUGAUCGGACAAAUCGGACCAAAAGGUAUUCAAGGACCCAUAGGAACAACUGGACUCAAAGGUGCACAAGGUGCUGUAGGUAUCCGUGGAUACAAAGGAGAACAUGGCGAUCGAGGAAUCACCGGCGAUAAAGGCAUCAAAGGCAUACAAGGAGUGCGUGGCCCACAAGGAGUUAAGGGUAUCGCCGGCGAUAGAGGACAGAGAGGUCCUAUUGGUUACAUUGGCAUAAAAGGAAUCAAAGGAAAUACAGGUGAUCGAGGUGUUGUCGGUGAUAUUGGCUUAUUAGGACCCCAAGGUGAAAAAGGUUCAAAAGGAAUUACCGGUGAUAUUGGACCAAAGGGCGACAUUGGCUCGCAAGGUGAUAUUGGUGGAACAGGUCCAAAAGGAAACAUGGGCAGUCAAGGUCCUCAAGGGCCUGUAGGACUACAAGGAGCUAUCGGGCCGCAAGGAUCACUUGGUAAUGUUGGUUUCAACGGAUCCAAAGGAAAUAAGGGUGUUGUUGGUGAAUUAGGAGAGAAAGGCAUUGAAGGGCAAAAAGGUGUUGUUGGGCCAGUUGGCCAGAAGGGUCAGAAAGGUAAUCGUGGACCGAUUGGUCCUAAAGGGGAACAAAGCAUAAUAGCAGAUAUCGGACCUAUCGGUGAAAAAGGAUUACUAGGUCCGGUUGGUCCUCAAGGUAUAGCUGGUAUUCAAGGCGACAUUGGAAUCAAAGGAAUUAAGGGUACGGUAGGGGUAAAAGGCGUAAUUGGUCCGAAGGGUCCGACAGGAAAUAAAGGUCCACGUGGUAGUAAAGGUAUCGUUGGUGAGCAAGGUGCUACAGGUGUAAAAGGUUACAGCGGAUCAAUCGGUUUACCAGGAUUGGCUGGAGCUCGAGGUCCUUCCGGGCUUGUCGGUGAGAAAGGCAGCCGUGGCAAUCGUGGAAGCCGAGGACCAACUGGGCUGACAGGUGAAACUGGAUUGAAGGGUGACGAUGGUUUACCAGGAAAUACUGGAUCUCCAGGAGAAGACGGAGCUCCAGGCAGUCGUGGCAAUCCAGGUCAGAGAGGAGCUCGUGGUGAUGGUGGAGCACCUGGCCCAUCGGGUCCACCCGGUCCUUCUAGUGCAUCACCUUCAAAACUAACUGCUAGUAGUGUGAUGAAUCUAUUCUCAACAAGCACACAAAUAGGGCAAUCAUACAAUAUACCCUCCGAACGAUUCAAAUACUUUAAUUCUCCUAAUCGAUAUCAAGACGGUCACGAUCCUCUGAGAACUGCAUCGGAAUUUCUCGAGGAUCUCAAACAGAUCUCCACCAGAAUUACUCUAAAAAUGAAACCUGAUGGUAGUGAAAUGCAUCCCGCACGUAGUUGUCGAGACAUUGCUGAUUAUCAUCCUGAAAAACCUAACGGACUUUACUAUAUUGAUCCUAACGAAGGUUCAAAAACGGAUGCUGUACUUGUUUAUUGUAAACUUACUGAACGUUUAACAUGCAUUAAUUCAACCAAUGGGUUUGUCUCCUCGAAAAUAUUCUCACACAAACCCAUAGUUUAUGGAAAACGUACGCAAUUAAUGCGUGACAUCUUACAACAAAUUGAAAUCCAUUAUAACAUUGAAACAAUUCAAUUACGCUUUCUCCGAAUGUUGUCUGAACGAGGUUCACAGAAUAUCACAUUCAACUGUCGAAAUUCAUUGAUUGACACAUCGAACCAUGAAAUUCAAUUACAAACGAAAAAUGGAAUGACCUAUCAAAUGCAUUCGAGCAACAAUCAUUCGUUGCAAUAUAAUAUUAUCAAAGAUGAAUGCAAAAACUAUCAUGGACAAACGAUUCUAUCCAUCGUAACGAAUAAAUCUGUGCGCUUGCCAAUAGUGGAUAUUGAAUUCUUGAAUUUAUUCAAUUCAAAGGACGACUUCGAUAUUCAGGUCGGACCUGUUUGUUUUUCAUGA
Messenger RNA from Adineta ricciae, 4542 nucleotides. The record is from the annotation of a GenBank genome assembly. Lineage: Eukaryota; Metazoa; Rotifera; Eurotatoria; Adinetida; Adinetidae.